This is a messenger RNA of Setaria italica (foxtail millet), 9582 nucleotides long. RefSeq names its product LRR receptor-like serine/threonine-protein kinase. Gene Ontology annotation, biological process: protein phosphorylation. Gene Ontology annotation, molecular function: protein kinase activity; ATP binding; protein binding. The transcript has 7 exons. The record is from RefSeq and is a predicted model, not a curated record. Bases 5860 to 9234 code for a protein of 1124 amino acids. Lineage: Eukaryota; Viridiplantae; Streptophyta; Magnoliopsida; Poales; Poaceae.
CGUCGCCCGACGAGCACGACGGCACGUCUCGGUCGGUUCCUCUCCUCUGCCUCUCGCCUCGGUCCGGCGGCGGCGGGGGGAUCGGGGCGGCCGCGAGUCCGUCCCUGGUGCGGCGCAAGCGCGAGGUGUGUACUCUCUAGAACCCACUUACAGCUGGAGGCUCCUCGUCUCCUCGCGGCUUCUCUGCAACCGAUUCGCGCUGCCGCGCAAAUCGAAGAGAACGGAGAAGGAAUUCCGAAUUGCGGGAGUGGUUUGGUUUUUCGAGUAAUUCUGCUGGUUCGAAUCUCAAGAAAAUAUAGGGUUUAGAUACUGAUAGUUUUGUUUUUUUUUUACUUGAGUCUUAGGAGUGUGCUUCAAGUUUAAGAUGCCAUCAUUCAUUCCUUCAUGAUUCAUGAAUUCAUCAUAGCUAAGCUGAUCCUUUUUGACUGUGCAAUGGCAGCAAGCAUCCUAGGAUGAUAUGUGCCUUGCAUAUAUGUAUCAGAGGAGCUGCAUGGGCUGGAGCUUCCAAUGCACAGUGCGCCAUGGUGGCCUGCCAGUGUGGAGUCGACUUCUCAACGGGAUUUCAAGGUCGCUUGAAGGCACGUGGAUCCUUUGUUCCGGUUUUUCGUUCAUUGAUACUAACAUCUUCUUACUGCUGUUGGUUAUACAAUUACAAAUUUCAGAGUACUGAUCUGUUUCUCCUCUUUUUGAUUUUUUGAACGAACAUCCUCUUUUUGAUUUUAUGAUCAUUUCUUCUUCUUGAUUGCUAUCCCUUGUCUAGCUUUUGGCAAUUGAACUACUACUUCUUUGAAUCAUCUGUUAGAUGCUGGUUGUGGAAUCAGGAGGGCUGCGGCCUUCAUGGAGAAGAUGAAAAAGUGAGGGACAGAUCGAAUGGGCACUCAUGAUCAGAUACUGCUAACUUUGAGGUGGCCUAGCUGGCAGAGAAAUGAGAAAAGUAAUUAAAAAAACAGUACUAGACCAACCUAGGAGGAAGAGGAACUAGUUGGCUUUUAUAUUAAGAAGAAAAUAGAAACCCAAAUUCACCUUAACAAGGACUUAAACUUUGGUUGUCUGAGUGUACAUCCACAAUUCCACACGCACAACCAACUGAGCCAGGCUCAGUUCCUUGAGAGUUGGGAAAAGUAGCAGUUAACCACACUUAAUACAAGGGACACAGGUUCUCACGUUCUUGAAAAUGAUAAACAGAUUCUCUUGCUAGAUGAUACAGAAUCAGCAGCGACAGAUUUCAUCUGUUCCUCCAAAUUUCAUGUUAGUGCAUAUGUUUGGUUUUUUAACUUUACUGUAUUGCAAACGUAAAGGUGUUUUCCCUAGAGUCGGAGUAGGUGUGCAUCUUAAAAUAAACACCAUGAAAGAUGACUUUAUCAUAAUAUAAGAUAUAGCUCGAAUGAUAUUUACAGUUGUUCUUUUUUUUUUUUGAAAGAUCGUUUACAGUUGUUCUGAUCUUCUUGCUAUGUUAUCACAAUAUCAACACUGCAUUAUACCUUGUAGUACUUUAUCUUCAUUGAUUUAUUUGCGGUGCACCGUGCACCGUACUCUCAGUUGAUAGUUGCCUCAAACACCCUUGGUUAAGAUUUCAUGGCACGAGACUAUAAACUUGUUUAGCAAGGGCCCGUGCUUGUGAGCUGGAGCCUGGAGAAAACAACUUUCUCAUCAAUUAGCAUUUAGAGAAAUAAAAGUUCUGCAUGACAUCAGUUUGGUCUGCCUUUUGGACCAUGACAUACUGCCCGGUUCUACCCUUCUGCUUUGCAAAAAGCUAACUUGACUUCAUUUUUGUCUUAUUUUUUGGAUCAUGGCAUUCUGCCAUGAUUCUUUGUUUUGACACCGUCCAAGUGUAAGUCCACCCAUACUUUUGAGUCAUUCCUGCUUCUCUUUAGUUGUUAUAUACCUACAACAAUGGACAGGUACCUUAAUUUCAGGAACCACUACAAGGUGAUGCAAUCCAUCCCGCAAAUUGUUACAUUUAGUGCAUAGUACAGCUUAUAUUACAUUUGGUUGUCUCUGCAAUGCUUUCCCAUUAAGUCCUCGCACAAAGUUGGUUCGCAUAAAGUUUUCUUUUUUUAAACGAAUGGGCACAAGAUUGUGCCUAUUUCAUUGAUAGAGAAGGGAGUUACAACCGGCUAGCCGGUUAGAAUACAUGUGACUACACAAUUACUCUUUAGAUGAAAACAACGCUAAGUCCUUUGCCCUGCUAUUAUCCAUGCUCCGGCUUCUUCCUUUAUUUUUGCGACUAAUGCGAUGGUUGCCAUCUCCUCUCGAUUGAAUACACGCCUGUUCCGUUCCUUCCAAAUUUUCCAUAUUUUUUUCUCGAACGACGCAGGAGAGCUACGUGUCAUUUCAUUAAGAGAGAACAAAUUUCCCAUAUGAUGAGCAGUGCAAUGGAGCACAUUCCCUUCCUGGGGACUUCUAUUUUGGUGGUCAUGUUUAUCGCAUAUAGUUUUCAAAUGUUCUGGAUCAUGUAAGCUCGUUCUAUACCUGAGCUGUUUUGUUAUGCCUUUAUCUAUCAUUAAGAUAAAGUGUCAGUCCACUAACUGUUCCACUGGCUGGUAGAGUCUAUACUUGUGUUCAGGUGCACUAUCAAGCAUGGUGAAUGCAUUUGCAUUUACCUCUCCUUUAUCAUGAGUUCUUAGGUGUAUUUUACUGUAGAUGCAAUUCUCUUUCAAGGUCAAUGCAAGGAUUCUGUCCUCUGUUUUGGAAGCAUGUACCUAGGAAUUUAGGUUCCUGUAUCAUGUCGAUAUUUGACCAUGGAACUUCACAAUUAUUUCAAGAAACUAACAUAGGAAUAUGCUGUACAUGAACUGGAACCUUAGUACGAUGAGUCGAUUUCUCGAUGACUCGAUGAGUGAUGUUCUCAGAAGUACACAACUAUCUAAAUGAACAGAACUUCUGAUUUUGCGCGAGAUCAGUGCAAUACAGUUGUGGAACCACCGCAACUAGACAUUCUUUUUUUCUAAUUGCAUGACCCAUUUAAUCUCAUACCUAAUUUGCACUGUCAUCAAAUAAUCUAUUUCCAAUAGCAUAGCCAUGCAGUGAAAAGAAAAGCUAGUCUUUCUUGGGAAUCGUUAACAACCUUCUAAUUUCUGGUGAAGAUUGAAGCUGCUGGUGGACAAGCAACGAAUAUACUGCAUAAUUACGUUCAUAUCAGUGUAAAAUGUGCACACCCACCUCAAAAACAAAACUAAAGUGCAUAUGAUAAAAGCUGAUUAGGUCACAAAGUGGAGAAAGAUGGUUACAGCUAUACUAUAUGGAUACUUUUGGUUUAAUUGCUGCUUAGAGCGGAAAGAGAUCAAAGGACUCCAUUCCACUACCCAUAGAACCCGGGCACUGCUCUCGAGAUGUUCUCUAAAGAACAAUUAUCUUGGUUAAUUAAAUAAUGACUAAAUAUGUAUAGCUUCAGUGUGAAUUGACAACUUGCCAAUUUUAUAUUUGAGUUUCUAAUCAUUCCACUGUGCGUGCCAAAGAACUGAUUGAUUUGUGCAGUCUACAACUCUAUAUUUGUAUUUCUUGAAUUAGUAGGUUUACAGUGGAAAUUGUGAAAGGAUAAGGGCAACUGUUUCUUGCAAGCUAAUUGAUGGAAAAUAGGCCGAUUCACAAUCCAUUGGAGUGCAAUUUAUCACUAUCUGUCAUAUGACUUGUGAUUCUGGAUGAUACUGCUGAUAAAUUCUUCUAUUCAUGUCUUCAGGAAGCAAGCAUAUGAUUUGGAUUGGUGUUCAAUGAUGUUUAUAUUGAAGAUUUAUGAUCUUGCUGCUGCUCUGAAGUCUGAAGCUUAUUUUAUUUCUGGAAUUCUGCUUGUAAAAUGAGAAGGAUUUACCUGAUUAUAGUUCCUUGAGUUUGCAACUGUGAAGGCUUCUAUCGUUUUCAAGCAUGUCAAGGCUACAAAUCUGAAGAAGAAAAUAUGUAUUAACCCUGCUAUCUUCAUAUUGAACGGCAGCAUCACCAAUUUUGUAAUCCUUCUCAAAAGGACAAAAAGUUGGAAACUAGUUGCCACCCCCACUCCACGGCUCCUUUUGUUCAUCACUCGUCACCAGUUCAUCAAUCAAUGAGUAAACAUUGUUCCUCGGCCUAGUCAAUCAGAGCAUGCAAGUAGUAAGUCAUUGAUUUCAUGGAUUACUGAUGGUUCUACUUCGACUUUAAUCUCUGUACAUGUAAAACAACACGCCCUGCAACAGAAGUUCUACUUCCAAUGUAAAUCCCCUGCAAGUUCCAUUAUCUUCUACAGGAUCGGGAUCGGUAACGCAGCAGUGGUUACUCAAAACAGCUCAUUUACCAAUGGGAAUUUGGAAGUGCAGGAAGGUAGAUCUAGAUCUGUGUGCCUGCAAAAUUUCCUGCCCUUUUGCCAGUAUAUAUAUUUCAUCUGCUGGAUGGCGGCUUCCUCUACAUUAAUACCAAGUACAACGGAGCAGUAAUUAACAAAGCAUGUAACAGUGGAAAGGCAAGAUUAGAUCUAACCCAGGGCAUGUGACAGCGACUCCAUUGAGGGGUUUGGAUCCAAUCCUCCCAGUAUAAUCUGCCAAGGAACAGCCUCUGCCAUUGAGGUUUAUAUAAUUGUUACUGCAUGGAAUGAACUGGCUCUCAUUCACCUCUGUGCCAUGUGUUGCCACUGGGUCACCAGCUGUGAUGUCUCAUUUUAUUCUCCUUUUUAACUUUCAACUCUGGAGAUUCUUACUAUCACAGCAGUUCAAUUGUCACCCUGCAAUGAUUGUAAUUACAGUGCAGGGCUUACUGGUUGUUUAUGCCAUGACAUUAAAGCAAUAGCUAUAUUUGUUGCGUUAAUUAACAGUGGAUGAUCAACAAAGUUUCAAGAGAAAUUGUGUUCAUAUGCAUUCAAAAUUUCAAAUAAAAGGAACAUGAAUGUGGUAGUAUUUUAUCUUCUGGCAUGAAUGAAACUCGUCUGAACCUGCCUCCUUGUUUAGCUGAACGAUUUUUCUUUUCUUUGUUCUGCAAAUUUUACUAACUCUUCUGAAUUCUAAAGUUUGCAGUUAGUGGGUAUGCUCAAGGUAUGUUGCAAGCAAUACUGCAGAAGUCCACUGAUCGAUGUAUCCUUUUAUUGCAUCCCCAUUUCUUUCAAGUCUCCGUUCUUGUCAUUCUUUUGUUCUUGAACUUCAAUUGUGACCCUGUAAAGCUUAAAACUGCAACCAAGUCCUUGCUUGCUGUCAAAAAAUGCUUCUCUAACCGCCUGUUAGUUUAUCUUAUCUCCCGUGACACACAGGCUUUCCAUGAAGUUACUUAACUGUCUGCCUGAUCUGAUGCCGCCGGUGUGGUUCUGCUCUGAGGUGAGGCGCACCAUCUUUUCCUCUGAGCAUCAAGGCUGUUGCCGCCAUUAAAAAAACUGUCUUGCAAAGCAAUUAGUCAUUGGUGCGUAUGAUCCCUACCAAAUUUUUUAAAAACCUAACCCUCCAAUCCUACCAGUAACCUAGCAUUUAGCACCAGUAAUUACCCUGCGCUAGAGGCCACAAAGAUGGACAGAGGUGUAUUCAGUGUUCAGCACUGACCUUGGAUCCAGAGAUUCUGCAGGCACACAAACACAGCUCCAUUUCUCCAUGACCUCAUCAAACUCUACACUACAAUACACCCUUUUCCUACCCCUCUCAACUAUAGCCUAUUUAGAUCUCACUUUCUUGUUCUUACUGCUAACCUUUGGCCUCCUUCUUCCCCAGCAACUACAAGCAUAUAAAAACCUUGCACCAUCUCUCAUGGCCUCUCUUUCUCUCUCUUCGUCUUCCUCCCCUGUUUGUACUAGUCUUGCGACAUAAGCAAGACCAAGAUUUGGGGGGCAAUUAGCAGUAGUACGUUACAGUUCUACAGAAUUAUCGUGUUCUUGGUCAUACACUUACAAUUCAGUACAGGUGUGCGUGUUUGUGUAUGGGUCUUGGCGUUAUGAUGAGUAGGAGAAGCAAAUGGCGGGCGGCGGAGGCGGCGCUGCCCAUGGCGUGCGCGUGGCUGCUGCUGUGCGUGGGCUGCGCCGUCGCCGUGGACGAGCAGGGCGCGGCGCUGCUGGCGUGGAAGGCCACGCUGCGGGGCGGCGACGCGCUGGCCGACUGGAAGCCGAGCGACGCGUCGCCGUGCCCGUGGACCGGCGUGGCGUGCGACGCCAACGGGGGCGUCACGGAGCUCAGCCUGCAGUUCGUCGACCUCUUCGGCGGCGUUCCGGCCAACCUCACCGCCCUGGGCGCCACGCUGUCCCGGCUCGUCCUCACCGGCGCGAACCUGACGGGGCCUAUCCCGCCGGCGCUCGGAGAGCUGCCGGCGCUAGCGCACCUCGACCUCAGCAACAAUGCGCUGACGGGGCCGAUACCGGCGGGGCUGUGCCGGCAGGGGAGCAAGCUCGAGACGCUGUACCUCAACUCCAACCGCCUGGAGGGCGCCCUCCCGGACGCCAUCGGCAACCUCACGGCUCUCCGUGAGCUCAUCAUCUACGACAACCAGCUCGCCGGCAGGAUACCGGCGGCCAUCGGGCGGAUGGCCAGCCUCGAGGUGCUCCGCGGCGGCGGCAACAAGAACCUCCAGGGCGCGCUCCCCACGGAGAUCGGCAACUGCUCCCGGCUCACCAUGAUCGGCCUCGCCGAGACCAGCAUCACCGGGCCGCUGCCGGCGAGCCUCGGCCGCCUCAAGAACCUCACCACGCUGGCCAUCUACACGGCGCUGCUCUCUGGGCCGAUACCGCCGGAGCUCGGCCAGUGCACAAGCCUCGAGAACAUCUACCUCUACGAGAACGCGCUGUCCGGGUCCAUCCCGGCACAGCUCGGCGGGCUCAGGAAGCUCACCAACCUGCUACUGUGGCAGAACCAGCUCGUCGGUAUCAUCCCGCCGGAGCUCGGGUCGUGUCCCGGGCUCACCGUGGUGGACCUGUCGCUCAACGGGCUCACCGGCCACAUCCCGGCGUCGUUCGGUAACCUGUCGUCGCUGCAGCAGCUGCAGCUCAGCGUGAACAAGAUCUCCGGCACGGUGCCGCCGGAGCUCGCCCGGUGCACCAACCUCACCGACCUCGAGCUCGACAACAACCAGCUCACCGGCAGCAUCCCCGCAGUGCUCGGCGGCCUCCCGUCGCUGCGCAUGCUCUACCUCUGGGCCAACCAGCUGACGGGCACCAUCCCGCCGGAGCUCGGCCGGUGUGAGAGCCUCGAAGCGCUCGACCUGUCCAACAACGCGCUGACGGGGCCCAUCCCGCGGUCGCUCUUCGGGCUGCCGCGGCUGUCCAAACUGCUGCUCAUCAACAACAACCUGUCCGGCGAGUUGCCGCCGGAGAUCGGCAACUGCACGUCCCUCGUCCGGUUCCGGGUGAGCGGCAACCACAUCGCCGGCGCCAUACCGGCCGAGAUAGGCAAGCUUGGGAAUCUCAGCUUCCUUGAUCUCGGUUCGAACCGGCUGUCCAGCGCUCUGCCGGCGGAGAUAUCCGGGUGCCGGAAUCUCACCUUCGUCGACCUCCACGACAAUGCUAUCGCCGGCGAGCUGCCGCCGGGGCUGUUCCAGGACUUGCUCUCGCUCCAAUACCUCGACCUCUCCUACAACGUCAUCGGCGGCACUCUCCCUUCGGACAUCGGCAUGCUCACCUCGCUCACGAAGCUCAUUCUCAGCGGCAACCGGCUGUCUGGGCCGGUACCACCGGAGAUUGGUUCGUGCACCCGGCUCCAGCUCCUCGACGUCGGCGGCAAUUCACUUUCCGGCAAGAUUCCUGGUAGCAUCGGCAAGAUCCCGGGGUUGGAGAUCGCUCUGAACCUCAGCUGCAACAGCUUCACCGGCACAAUCCCGUCAGAGUUCGCCGGGCUUGUGAGGCUCGGGGUGCUCGACGUGUCACACAACCAGCUCUCUGGUGAUCUCCAGACGCUCUCCGCCCUCCAGAACCUCGUGGCGCUCAACAUAUCCUUCAACGGCUUCACCGGCCGGUUGCCGGAGACGGCGUUCUUCGCGAAGCUGCCCACGAGCGACGUCGAGGGCAACCCGGCGCUGUGCCUCUCCCGGUGCGCGGGCGACGCCGGCGACCGCGAGCGCGACGCGCGCCGCGCCGCUCGCGUCGCGAUGGCCGUGCUGCUGUCCGCCCUCGCCGUCCUCCUCGUGGCCGCGGCGCUCAUUCUCUUCGGCCGGCGCCGGCGCGCCGUGCGGGCCGGCGGCGAGGACAAGGACGGCGGCGAGAUGUCGCCACCGUGGAACGUGACGCUGUACCAGAAGCUGGAGAUCGGCGUCGCGGACGUUGCGCGCAGCCUGACGCCGGCGAACGUCAUCGGGCAGGGGUGGUCCGGCGCGGUGUACCGCGCGAGCCUCCCGUCGAGCGGCGUCACCGUCGCCGUCAAGAGGUUCCGGUCAUGCGACGAGGCGUCCGCGGAGGCGUUCGCGUGCGAGGUCGGCGUGCUGCCCCGGGUGCGCCACCGCAACAUCGUCCGGCUGCUUGGGUGGGCGGCCAACCGCCGCACGCGCCUCCUGUUCUACGACUACCUCCCGAACGGCACCCUGGGGGGCCUGCUCCACGGCGGUAGCGCCGGCGGCACCCCCGUGGUGGAGUGGGAGGUGCGGCUGGCGAUCGCCGUCGGCGUCGCCGAGGGCCUCGCGUACCUCCACCACGACUGCGUGCCGGGCAUUAUCCACCGCGACGUCAAGGCCGAGAACAUCCUUCUCGGGGAGCGCUACGAGGCGUGCCUCGCCGACUUCGGCCUGGCCAGGUUCGCCGACGAGGGCGCCAACUCGUCGCCGCCGCCGUUCGCCGGAUCCUACGGCUACAUCGCUCCGGAGUACGGGUGCAUGACCAAGAUCACGACGAAGAGCGACGUGUACAGCUUCGGCGUGGUGCUGCUGGAGAUGAUCACCGGGCGGCGGCCGCUGGACCCGUCGUUCGGCGAGGGGCAGAGCGUGGUGCAGUGGGUGCGGGACCACCUCUGCCGGAAGCGGGAGCCCAUGGAGGUCAUCGACGCGAGGCUGCAGGGCCGACCGGACGCGCAGGUGCAGGAGAUGCUGCAGGCCCUAGGCAUCGCGCUGCUCUGCGCCAGCCCGCGGCCCGAGGACCGGCCGAUGAUGAAGGACGUGGCGGCGCUGCUGCGCGGCAUCCAGCACGACGACGGCAUCGAGGCACGGAAAGCCGGAGGCGGCGGCGGAGCGGAAGCAGAGGCGGGAGUGGGGAAAUGGGCCGACCCGAAGCAGCCCAUUUCGCCGACGAAGUUGAUGGCUUUGGCCCAGCCAGCCCAAGCUCAAGCCCAGGCCCGGGAAAGUUCAGGGUCACAGAGCCUGCUCAAGAACCGGGAGGGAUGAUCUGGACAGAUGGGGCCCGCUAGCAGUGUGCGGAGUUGACUAAACGAGGGUGUACACACCUCGGGGGACCCUAGAAAAGAUGGAUCGCCGGUCAGAUAUUGUUGCGCUCUGUUUGAGAGUAUUAGGGCUGCGUCGUUUUGCUAGGUGUACCCUAGUGUUUGUGGGUACUAAAUGGAAUCUUUGUGGUAGGGAAUUUAGUGAUAUAGGUGAUCCAUAGAGGUGGGGUCAUGAGUCAUGGAAAAAGCUAAUAAUGUUCUGUACCAUAAAUCCGGCAUAGUGCAAUGGAGGUUAGUGUAAAUUAUAUGAUUGAUAAUAAUGCAUCUGUGAUCAAUGAAGAUGUUUGCCAAA